Messenger RNA from Liolophura sinensis, 930 nucleotides. Its product is annotated as mucin-2-like. The record is from RefSeq and is a predicted model, not a curated record. The transcript has a single exon. NCBI's taxonomy places the organism in Eukaryota, Metazoa, Mollusca, Polyplacophora, Chitonida, Chitonidae. Bases 1 to 930 code for a protein of 309 amino acids.
AUGUCCUCCAGCACCAGUCACAUUUCAUCUCUGUCAACACGCCACCCCGCUGUCUUCAGUCACACCUCUGUCCUUAUGCAGUCACACGGCACCUCUGUCUUCAGGCCCACGACACCUCUGUCUCGGUCACAUGACAACUUGGUCCUCAUGCAGUCACAUGACACCUCCGUCUUCAGUCACACGGCACCUAUGUCUUCAGACCCACGCCACCUCUGCCUCAGUCACAUGACAACUUUGUCAUGCAGUCACACGUCACCUCUGCCUUCAGUCACACGUCACCUCUGCCUUAUGUCAAACGACGCCUCCGCCUUCAGUCACACGACACCUCCGCCUUCAGCCACACCGCAGCUGUAUCUCUUUAGUCACGGCAUCUCCAUCUUCACGCGGACACAUUCGUCCUGUCAUAUCCCACCUCUGUCCUCAGUUGCGACCAUUUUUGUCCUCAGUCAGGCCGCACCUCAGUCCUCAUCCUACCUCUGUCCACACUCAAACACCACCUCUGUCCUCAGUCGCAUCCCACCUCUGACCUCAGUCACACCGCACCUCAGUCCUCAUCCCACCUCUGACCUCAGUCACAUCCCACCUCUGACCUCAGUCACACCUCACCUCAGUCCUCAUCCUACCUCUGUCCCCAGUCAAACACCACCUCUGUCCUCAGUCACAUCCCACGUCUGUCAACAGUCACACUCCACCUCUGUCAACAGCAGCACCUUGCCUUUGUGCACAAUUAUACCCCAGCUGUAUCCACAAUCAUACCCCAUCUCUGUCCUCACACACAUCCUAACUCUGUCCUCAGACACACUCCACCUCUUGUAUAUGCCACCACGCAUCACCUCUGUCUCGGUCACAUCGCACGUCUGUCAACAGUCACACUCCACCUCUGUCCUUAGAAGCACCUCACCUCUGUGUACAGUUACACCCCAUCAGUAA